This is a messenger RNA of Adineta steineri, 678 nucleotides long. Lineage: Eukaryota; Metazoa; Rotifera; Eurotatoria; Adinetida; Adinetidae. The record is from the annotation of a GenBank genome assembly.
AUGUCAUAUAAAUAUCAAAUUGUUCCUGACCUUGCUGCUGCAGUUCAUGGUGUCACUGAAGAACUUCCGACUAUACCUGAUAGUCCAUCACCAAAAUUUAGUCGUAGUCGAUUAGCAUCAUCAAUAUCAUCAACAAGUUCAUCAAUUAAUUCUCAUAUACGUUUAUCACAUACAAAUUCUCGAACAUUAUCACAAGUAAAUCUACGAAAAGCAUUUACAUAUUUUGAUAAAAAUCGUGAUGGAAAAUUAAGCAUCAAAGAAUUUCAAUCUGUUAUGCAUAAUUUAGGUUAUAAAUCAGUUGAUAAACGUUUUAUAAGACAAAUGUUUGCUGAAGCUAAUGGUAAUGGUAAUCGACAUGUAUUAAGUUAUGAUGAAUUUGUUGAAUUUCUUCAAACAAAAUUAUCAUUAACAACAAAUGAUCAAUUAUCAUUAACAGAUGAUAGUAAUAAUACAUCAUCAUUACCUAAAAUGCAUUAUGAUAUUGAAACAUUAUUUAAUUGUUAUGAUUUGGAUAGAAAUGGCUUCAUUGAACCAAAAGAAUUACGAAAAGUUAUGAAACGUUUAACAGGAGAAAAAUUAUCGAAACGAGAUAUUGAAGAAAUGAUUAAUGUUGCCGAUAGGAAUGGUGAUGGACUCUUAGAUAAAACUGAAUUUGCACUUUUAUGUAGUGCUUUUUAA